AUGAACGGACCAUCGAAUUUCAAGAGUAUUGCACCGGCCCCUCUUACAAUAAGUUCGAUCGAAGGGAGUAUCAUCGGCGAGUCGUCUCGGUUUGAGCCUCAACCUCAAUGCAUCAAGGACGACAAGGACGACAAGCGGCGCAAGAUUGCCGUCAACCGCAAAAUAGAGCUGUUGGAAGGUGAGCAGCAGCUGCUCGACGACCUCCUCUCGACAAUCCGGGCAGCAAAUCCGCAGCAGCUGAAUGGAGUCAUCAAUCUCAUCCGAAGUCAUGUCACCAAAGACGAGCUUAGAAUGCAUCUCGCGGAUUUUUUUGCGGCCGCCUCGGGAAGUUCAAUGUCCCCGGACGGUAACUCACCGGUCGUGACGCAUCGACGUCGCCGUAUGCAAGGUCGUAUACAAGAUCUCGUCAAUCCCAUCAUCACUGUGCCCGCGAGCCCAUGGACGACCGUCACGGACGACAAUGAUCUCGUGUCGCACCUCAUCUCACUGUGGUUUACCUGGGCCCACCAAUGGUGGCAAUGGGUGGAACGGACUUCGUUUCUCGAGGCCAUGCGGUCAGGAAACACCAAUAGCCUGAUCUGCACGCCUUAUCUUGUAAACAUGAUCUUAGCAGACGCUUGUCUGCUCGACACUCUGACAGGAGAUGAUGAUGGACCGAAUGUCUGGCUCGGAGAACAGUUCUACAACGAAGCCAAAAGGAGUCUCGAGGCAGAACAAGGACAAGUUUCGUUUACCUUGGUCGCUACCCUUGGCGUACAAUGGACAUAUCUCAAUGCCAAUGGCCAAGACAAAUUGGGAAAUCCAAUCCUAUAUCAACAGAUGUAUCUCGCCAAAAGCCUUGACAAAUGGCAGUCACGUGUCGAACAGAGCUUUAACCUCACGGAUCAAGAGUCGAAGGCCAUUGACAUAAACAUAACCUAUCUUUCGUGGACGUUGUUUGCGCUGAGCUCGCUGACACUGAUCAACCUGGAAAAAGAACAGCCGCUGACGCCACCGAAGCGGGAUAAGCCCCUUGCGGGACACGAAGCGUUCGGUGAAAUGCAAACAUGGCAGCCUUACCCUCAACCAAGUCAUCCGUACCCUUUCCACGCGGGGUGUCACUUCCAUGCAUUCUUAUCGUUGUCUGAGAAAGUGAUGCGUGAUGAGGAACUGUUCAAGUCGAAAGAUCGAUCGCAGGAAGUCAUGGAGCGUUUUUCAAAGAUUUAUCACGAGAUGGAGACCUGGCCACAGGAUCUACCCGACUGCAUGAAGCUGGGUCCGAGGUCAACACCCCAUAUGCUAGCAUUGCAUGCUCUCCACAAAUGGAUGAUGUUGAUACUCUUGAAACAAAUAGCGGCGUUUGAUGCAGGAGAGCCUGACAGACCGCUUGUCGCCAAAACACCACAAUCAUCCGAACAGAAGCACUGGAAAGAAGUGUGUAUUGGGCUUUCAAUCGACAUCGGCAAAAUCCUAGAAUGGCACCGCAGAGACUGGGGCAACGAUCGAUUUCCUGUCAUCGUCAUGAGGCCGGUUAGCCUAGCGCCAUUUGCACUGUUCGAAGGCCUGUCUGAGCGGCCAGAGGCGCAAAGCGCUAUGGUCGAGUUGUGCAUGUGCAUUACGGCGGCAUCCCGUCGUUUUCGCGUCGGCAAAGGUAUUCUCAAAGUUAUCGGUACCAUUGCGCGCCGGGACAACGUCGAGUUACCAAUACCAUGCUAUCAGAUGAUUGAUGCCGCCAUGCGCUCGUUGGAUGACAGCAGAUUUACCAACGCUGGUCAAUUAAUGUCGACAGGAGUAGACUAUUUGUUGGAGAAGUGGGAUGAUUUGGACCUCGAGUGA
Molecule: messenger RNA, 1815 nt
Organism: Exophiala bonariae
Lineage: Eukaryota; Fungi; Ascomycota; Eurotiomycetes; Chaetothyriales; Herpotrichiellaceae
Exons: 5
Coding region: 1-1815 (604 amino acids)
Source: RefSeq, a predicted model, not a curated record